Messenger RNA from Mycena citricolor, 1728 nucleotides. The record is from the annotation of a GenBank genome assembly. NCBI's taxonomy places the organism in Eukaryota, Fungi, Basidiomycota, Agaricomycetes, Agaricales, Mycenaceae.
AUGGCUCAGAGGAUUCUCAAUUCUGCCUUGGCUGUUAUCGGCGUCUUUGCUGUGCGACAACUGUACCGUUUGUAUGUAUCUGCCAAACGACAACCCGGGCUGCCUCCUGGCCCUCCUACCUUGCCAUUUAUCGGGAAUCUACAUAUCUUUCCUCGGGAACAACUCCAAUACAAGUUUACGGAAUGGGCCAAAGUCUACGGGGACAUCUUCAGUCUGAAGGCUAUGCACCUAACAGUCAUCGUUCUCAACUCGCCCACGGCAGUGAAGGAGGUCAUCAACAAGCGCGGCGCAACAUCGUGUGACCGGCCGGCCAGCGCCAUCUCGGAUCUAAUCACACCCGACAAUCUCAAUCUAGCUAGCGGCAGACACGCCAAUGACAUCUGGAGAGCCCUGCGCAGGGCGGCCAUGCACAUGCUGCGCCCCGAGAAUAUGGACACAUUCAAGCCGUUGCAGCGCGCAGAAGCUGCUCAGCUGAUGUGGGAAAUGAGUGUACGACCCGAGAAUUUUUGGGAAGAUAUCGCUCGAUUCACCACGUCAUUUUUCAUGGGUGUUAUUUACGGAGUGCGAGCGCCGAGAGCGUCUAGUUAUGCUGCCAAAGCUUUCACUGAAACACAGACCGAGUUCAUGUUGUGCAUGGAAGUCGGCAAGGCACCCCCGGUUGAUGUGUUUCCCAUCCUCAAGGCUGUCCCAAAGCCAUUUGCAAGGUGGAAACAACGUGCGCUCGAUCUUCGAAAACGGCAGGAAGCGCUCUUCCAGUACCUGCUGAACAAAGUCGAAACUCGGAUUCUCCGCGGAGACAGCAAUGGUGCUUUCAUGGAGGAAGCGUGCGCUCAGGCCAGCGAAUGGGAGCUCACGCCGUCUUUGCUUCUGCAUCUUGGCGGUGUUCUGCUCCAGGGCUCCGAUACCUCAUCAGCCAUCAUGCAGGAUUUCAUUCUCUUCCUCAGCUCGCAUCCUCAAGUACAAAAGAAGGCCCAGGAAGAGAUGGAUGCUGUUGUCGGACUGGAGCAGCCACCGACAUGGGAUGAUCUGGAGAAAUUGCCCUAUUUGCAAGCUUUCCUGGACGAAUGCAUGCGCUUCCGUCCAAUUGGACCACUUGCACUGCCUCACGCCAUGGCCGAAGAUGACACGGUCAGUCAUAAUCUCGUCCUCCUUGGCGGCAAGUUCAAUUCUUGGCAGUUUAAUGGCAUGCUCUUCCCAAAAGACGCUAUUGUCUUCAUCAAUUUAUGUAUCAACGUUUUGUUGUCUAGGGUCUUGAACACUCAUUUUUCGAUAGGGGCAAUCUUCCACGAUGAGCGCUUUUAUGAGGAGCCCUCCGCGUUCAGGCCCGAACGAUUCCUCAAUAAUCGGCUCGGGACAAAACCGGGGAUCGUCGAUGAUCCUGCUCGCCGCGACACGUUAGUUUUUGGGGGCGGUCAACGCAUUUGCCCUGGCUCUUACACUGGGAGAGCCGGUCUGGAAAUCAAUCUGGCCAACUUUAUCUGGGCGUUCGACUUCAGUCCUGGCCUCUCUCCGUCAGGCACGCCUAUCGAACACGAUCUCUGGGCGUAUACCAACGGUGUCAAUCUGGCCCCUUUGCCCUUCAAAGCCACCAUCCGAGUGCGCUCUCCCGAGAAAAUGGCGAUCAUCCGCCGUCACUUCGUCGAACAACGGUCUCUGUUGGUACCUUUUGAGCGCGACCUGGAUGCCGAAGACCAGGAGUACAUUAGAAAUUUUCUACCUCAGUCUUGA